GCCAUUGACCCACCCUACAGCGAAACUGUUUAUAUACAGAGUUGGAGCCUCCGACCUCUGACUUCCAAGCCUCUUCGACCCUGACAAGACAAGGCAACAAGGCGGUGCUACCAGCGACGAGACGACACCCCCAGAUCUCCGCAUCCCCAGCUUUCUUCCACCCAUCGCCUCGGCCCACGUCAUCCUCGAACUUCCAAACAAACGGCCAUUGGCCCCUCGCACUACACGGCCAAUAAGCAGACAGCGUAUCUGUAGCAAAACAUGGUUGGCAGAAGAAACAUCACCUCGUUCGGCGAGCAGAAGGGCUCCGACAGCGGCCAUGGUCGUCCAGACCAGGCCCGCAAGCGCAACCAGCACGACGUCGAGAACGGCUUGAAUGGCACAAAGAAACCCAAUAUGUUCAGAUUCAGAGAUGCCGCCCAUACUGCCCUUGGUGACAGGAGGAGAGAAGAACUCAAGAACAAGAUUAUGGCCGGUGUCGAAAGCGUCGACAUUGAACGCUUUAGGAAAUCGAAGCAGGAUCUCAAGGACAUCAAGAGCAAGAAGGUCAGACAGUUCUAUGAAGAUCAGAACAACCGCCUCGACGACUGGGCCGAAGUUGAUGCUCUGGUCAAGGCUUUGGCCGACGAUGUCCUCGAUAGCAUGAAUCCAGAUGCAGACAACGAUGGCCAACAAGAACGCCAUGGAGGCCUGCAAGAUGCCAAUGGUGCCAUCUGGGACUUCCUUCCUGACGAUGUCAAGGAGGGCCGCCAGAAGGCUGAGAAGAAAGCCAAGUGGGCCAUCAACAUUAACGUUAUUGCAAACAUCCUCCUCCUGAUCGCUAAGCUUGCCGCCGCUUUCUCUUCGUCAUCUCUCUCUCUGAUCGCUUCGCUUGUUGACUCCGCCCUGGAUCUUUUGUGCACUCUCAUCGUUUGGACCACCAACAGACUCGUUCAGUGGCGUCUCAACGCUCUAAGAAAGCGUUUCCCAGUCGGUCGCCGUCGUCUUGAACCUCUCGGUAUCCUGGUCUUCUCUAUCAUCAUGGUUAUUUCCUUCCUCCAAAUCUUGAAAGAGUCGGUCGAGAAAUUGAUGCCCGACGCACCACACAAGGCCAAAGAACUUCCUGCCAUCGCUAUCGGCGCAAUGCUCGGAACUGUUAUCGUCAAGGGCAUUAUUGGUCUCGGCUGCAUCCGCAUCAAGACUACUCAAGUCCAGGCCCUCGCUCAGGAUUGCAAGACUGAUGUCGUCUUCAACACUCUCUCCCUUCUGUUCCCAUUCAUCGGCUACAAGGCAAAUGUGUGGUGGCUGGACCCUGCAGGUGCUGGCGUCUUGUCCCUCUUCAUCAUCUACGACUGGGCAGGCACUUGUUUCGAGAACAUCACUAGACUCUCGGGUCAAGCAGCGGAUGAGCAGUUGCAGAAGAAGCUACUCUACCUGUGCUACCGCUUCUCCCCUGUGGUUGAUGGUUUCAAGAGCAUUACUAGCUACCACGCCGGUGACGGCAUCUGGGUCGAGAUCGACAUCAUCCUCAACGAGCAGUCCAAGUUGCACAGCACUCACGACAUUGCCGAGACUAUCCAGUACACUUGCGAGGGUCUGAACGAGGUCGAUCGCUGCUUUGUUACUGCCGAUUAUACUUCCACCGGUCCUAGCGGUCACGCCGCUGAUUCGGAGAGAGUCUAGUGGUUUAAUACUCGACAAUCGCAGAGUAUAUCAGUCACUUGCCACAAGUCCGUCCACUAAUAUCAAAAUGGUAUGGUCCAUCUGUGAUGGAUAUCGCCUUUCGAACCUCCAGGCUCGAGGUCACAAAAAAGGCAAAUGUCAUCGGUGUAAAAGCAUUAUUUUGCGAAACGCAUAGCAUGAGCAUCGCACUCUUUUCUUUCCUUUCCUUUUCUUCUCUUCUCGCUUU
Molecule: messenger RNA, 1888 nt
Organism: Aureobasidium subglaciale EXF-2481
Lineage: Eukaryota; Fungi; Ascomycota; Dothideomycetes; Dothideales; Saccotheciaceae
Exons: 1
Coding region: 262-1662 (466 amino acids)
Biological process (GO): monoatomic cation transport; transmembrane transport
Cellular component (GO): membrane
Molecular function (GO): monoatomic cation transmembrane transporter activity
Source: RefSeq, a predicted model, not a curated record